Messenger RNA from Knipowitschia caucasica, 8370 nucleotides. The record is from the annotation of a GenBank genome assembly. NCBI's taxonomy places the organism in Eukaryota, Metazoa, Chordata, Actinopteri, Gobiiformes, Gobiidae.
AUGGGGAAGGGGGGUUUGGUUGGGAGGGUUGUGGUGGGGGGUUUUGGUGUUUGUGGGGGGGGGGUUGGGUGUGGGGGGUGGGGGUUUUGUUAUUUUGGUUGUAGUUUGUGUGUUGGGGGGAUGGAGAGGGGGUAUUUGUUUGGGGGAUUGGUUGAGUGGUGUUGGGGGGAUAUAUGGGGGGGUGGUGGGGGGGGGGUUGUUGUGUUUGGUUGGGGGGGGUUGGUUGUGGUGGGUGUUUUUGGGUUUGUUGGGGGGGGUUGGGGGGUUUUGUUGUUGGGGGUUGAAGGGUGGAUGUGUUGUUUGUUUGGGGGUUUUGUGGGUGGUUGUGGGUUGGUGGUGGGUGUAGGGUGUGUUUGUGGGGUUGUGGUGUGGGAGAGUGGUGUGGGGGUUGUUGUUUUAUUUGGUGUUGGUGUGGGUGUUGUGGGAUGGGGGGUUUUGAUUUUUAUGGUGAUGGUGGUGGGGUGUGGGUUGUUGUUUUUUUUGUUUGGGGUUGGUGGUGGGGGUGGGGGUUAUUUGUGGUUUGGGGUUUUGAGUGGUGGGUUGGGGUAUGUUGGUUGUUGGGGGGUGUGGUUGUGUUUAUGUUUGGGUUUGGGGGUGGGGGUUUUGUUUUUUAGGGGGAGGGUGAGGGGGGUGGGAAUAUGGGGGGAGGGGGGUUUAGGGGGUAGUGUGGUGGGUGGGGGGGUGGUGUGGGGGGGGGGGGUUUGGGGGGGGGUUGGGUUGGUUGGUUGGGGUUUUAGUGGGUGGAUGAAGGGUUUAUUGGGGGUGGGGUUGUUUGGUGUUGUGGUUGGUUUGGGGGUGUGUGGGGGUGGGUUUGGGUUUGGGGGGUUUGGGGGGUGGUGUGGGGGGUUUGGGUUUUUUUGGGUUUUGAAAGGGGUGUUGUUGAGGAUGGGUGUGUGGGAGGGGGUGGUGGGUAUGGGGGGGGGGGGGGAAGGGGGUGUGUUUGGGGUUGGGUUUGUGGUGAAUUAUGGGGGUGGGGGGUGGGUUUUGUCUGGGGUGGGUUUGUGGGGGAGAGGAGGGAGAGGGUGGGGGUUGAGGUUGGAUUUUGGGGGAGUUGGGAGGGUGUUGGGAGGGGAUUGUGGGGGUGGUAUGGUUGGGGGUAGUUUGGGUUGGGGGGUUAUGGGGGUGUGGAUGUUUGGGUGGGGGGGGUUUGGGGGGUGGGGGGGUGGGGUGGGUGGGUUUUGGGGGGUUGUUGGGUUUGGGUGUGGGUGGGGGGGUGGUGGGUGGUGUGUGUUGUUUGUUUGUUGUUGUUGGUUUUUGGUGGUGUGGUGGUUGGUUUUGUUUUGGGUUUUGGUGGUGUGUUGGGGGGGGGGGGGGGGGGGUUUUUUUUUGGGGUGUGUUUGUGGGUGUGUUGGUUGUUUGGUGGGGUGGGGUUUUGUUGAUGGGGUGGUGGGGGUGGGGGGGGGGGUGGGGGGGGGGGGGGGGGGGGGUUUGGGGGGGUGGGGGGGUGGGGGGGUGGGGGUGGGUUGUGUGGGUGGGGUUUUUGUUUGGUGUGGGGGGGUGGUGAUGUUGUUUUGUGGUGUUGGUUGGGGGUGUGGGGGGGGGGGGGGGGGUGGGUUGGGGGGGGGGGGGGUGGUGGGGGGGUGGGGGGGGGGGGAUGUUGUGUUUGUGUUGGGGUGGGUGGGGUUGUUUUGGUUUGUUUUAUGUGGUUGGGGGUUGUUUGUUUGUUGUUGGUGUUGGUUGGGUGGUGUGUGUGUGAGUGGGGGGUGGGGGGGGGGGUGGUUGGUGGUGGUGUGGGGUUUGUGUUGUGGGGGUGUGUUGUGGUUUUUUUUUUUGAUAUGGUGUGUGUUGGGUGGGGGUGGGAGGAUGUUUGUUAGUUUGGGUUGGGGGGGGGUUUGGGGGGGGUUGAUUUUUUGGGGGUUGGUUUAUGGUGGGGGGUGGGUGGUUGAUGUUGGGGGGUUGUUUGGGUUGGGUUGGGAUGUGGGUUGUUGGUUGGGGGGUUUAGAGGUGGAUAGGGGGGGGGGGGUGGGGGGGUUGGUGUGGUUGAUUUGGGUUUGGGGGGGGUGGUGGUGGGUGUGGUGUGUGGGGUUGGUGGGUGGGUUUUGUUUGGUGGUUUGGUGUGAAUUUGGGGGUGGGUGGGUGGGGUUUGAUGUAUGGGGGUUGGGAGUUUGUUAUGUAGAUGGGAGGGUGGGGGGGGGGGGGGAUAGUGAGGAGUUGAGUGUGAUGGGUAUAUGUAUGGGGGAAGGGGUUUUGGGGGUGUUGUGUUGGGGAGGUAGGGGUGUGGGGUUUGUGUGUUUUUUGGUGUUGGGGGGUGGUUGGGGGGGGGGGGAUUGUUUUUUUGGGAAUAUGUUUGGUUUUGUGGUUAAUUUAUUGGGUGAAGGGGUGUGUGGGGAUUUUUGUGGGGUUGGGUUGUGUUUGUGUUGGUUGGGUUGUUGGUGGGUAGUUGUUGUGUUGUUGUGGUUUUUUUUGUGGUAUUUUUUGGGGUGGUGGGGGGGUUUUUUUGUUAUUUUUUUGGGUGGGUUUGGGGGUUGGGUUUGGGGGUUGUGUUGUUGGUGUUGUUUUGGUUGGUUUUAUUUGGGGGGGGGUUUGGGGUUGUGUAGGGUUUUUGUGUUUGUUAUUUUUUGUUUGUGUUGGGUGUGGGGGUGUGGGUUUGUUGUUGGGGUGGUUGGGGUUGGUUUGAUGAUAAUUUAUGGGGGGAAGGUAUUGUGUGUGAGGGUUUGUGUUUGGUGUUGUUUGUUUUUUGUUUGGGGGUUUGGGGGGUUUUGGGUUGGUUGGGGGGGGGGGGGGGGGGGUUUGGGGGUGGAUGGUGUGGGGGGGGGGGGGGGGGGGGGGGGGGGGGGGGGGGGUGUGUUUGGGGGGUUUUUUUUUUGUUUGUGUUUUGGUAUAGGUGUUGGGGUUUGUUUUUGUUUUUGGGUGGUUGUUUUGGGGUGGGGGGGGGUUUGUGUGUUUGUGUGUUUUGGGUGUUUUUUUUUUGGUAUUUUUGUGGGGUGUGUGUGUGGGGUUGGGGGGGUUAUGGUUUGUUUGGUUGGGGGGGUUUUUGGUGUUGGUGUGUUUUGGGGGUGGUUUUGGUGGGGGGUGGUUGUUGGGGUUUGUUGUGGGGGUGUGGGGGGGGGGGGUGGGGUGUGUGGGUGGGGUUUUGUGGGGGGGGGGGGGGGUUGUUGGGGGGGGGGGGGGUGGGGGGGGGGGGGGGGGGGGGUGGGGGGGUUUUGGGUUGGUUUUGUUUUGGGGUGUGGGGGGGGGGUGGGGGGGUUGUUGGGUGGUGGGGGGGGGUGGGUGGGGGGGGGGGGGGGGUGGGGGGGGGUGGGGGUUGUGGGUGGGUGGGGUGGGGGGGUGGGGUGUUUUGGGUGGGUGUGGUUGUUUGUGGUGUGGUGUGGUGGGUGUUGUGUGUUUUGUUUUGUGUGUUUUUGUUUGGGGGGUGUGUGGGGUUGGUGUGGGGGGUUUUGUGGUGGGUUGGGGAGGGUGGGUUGGGGGGGGUUAGGUUGUUGGGGGGUGGUUGGUUUGGGUUGGUGUUGGUGUGGGGUUUGGUUGGGUUUGGUGGGGGGGUGUGUUGUGGUUGUGUGGUGUGGGGGUUGGGUGGGUUGUGGGUUGGUGGGUGUGUGGGGGGUUUGUGGUUGGUUGGUGGGGGUGUUGGUUUGUGUGGGGGGUGGUGGGGGGGGGGUUGGUGUGUUGGGUGGGGGGGGGGGGGGGGUGGGUGUGGGGUUGUGGUUUUGUGUUUGGGUGGUGGUGGUUGGUGGUGGGGGUUUGGUUGGGGGGGGUUUGGUGUGGUUGUGGUUGUGUUUGGGUGUGGGGUGGUUGGGGUGGUUGGUUGUGGGGUGGGUUUGUGGGGGGUGGUUUGUUUUGUUGGAUGUUGUGUGUGUGUUUGGGUGGGGGUUGUGGGGGGGUGGUGGUUGGGGUGUUUGGGUGGGUGUUGGGGGGGGGGGGGUUGGGGUGGGGGGUUGGGGGGUGUGUUUGGGUGGGUGGGUGGGGGGGGGUGGGUGGGGGGGUUUUGUGGUUUUGGUGGGGGUGGGGUGUGGGUGGGGUUGGUGGGUGGGGUUUUGGUUUGUGGGUUGGUUGGGUUUGUGUGGGGGUUGGGUUGUGUGUGAUGGUUUUUUGUGGGUUGGGUGGGUGGUGGGGUGUGGUUUGGGGGUGUGUUUUGUUGGGGAGUGGUGUUUUGGGUUUGUGUGUGGUGGGGGGGGGUUUGGUUGGGUUGGGGGGGGUUGUGGGGUUUGGGGGGUUUUGUGGGGGGGGGGGGUUGGGGGUGUGGGGGGGGUUUUGUUGGUGGGUGUGGUGGGGGGGUGUGGUGGGUGGGGGGGGUGGUGGUGGGGGGGGGGGGGGGGGGGGGGUGGUGUUUGGGUGUGGUGGGGGUUUUGGGGAGUGUGGGGGGUGUGGGGGUUGUGUGGGGUGGGGGGUGGGGUAGGUGUGGUGGGUUGGGGGGGUUGGGGUGUUGGUGGUGGGGGGGUGUGUGGGGGGGGGGUGUUGGUGGGUUGGUGGGUGGGGUGUUUGGGGGGGUGGGGGUGGGGAGGGGGUUGGGUGGGUUGUGGUGUGGGGUUUGGGGUUUUGUGGGGGGGGUUGGGUGUGUGUUUGGUGUGGGUUGGUGGUGGGGUGGGUUGUGUGGUUUUGUGGGGGGGGUUUUUGGUGUGUUUUUUUUGGUUUUUUGUGGUUUUUGUGUUGUGUUUUUGGGGGGGGGGGGGGGGGAUUGGGGGAGUGGGUUGGGUGGUUGGUGUGGUUUUGGGGUUUUUGGUGUGUGGUGUGUUGGGUGUGGUUUUUUUUGUGGGGGGGGGGGGGUGUUUUGUUUAUUGUUGGUUGUUCGGGUUUUGGGGGGUUUGGGUGUGUUGGUUUGGUGGGUGGUUUUGUUUGUGUGUGGUUUUGGUUGGUGUUUUGUUUUGUGUUUGUGGUGGUUAUUUUUUUGUGUGGUUUUUGGGUUGUUUUGGGGGUUUGGGUGGUGGUUGGUUGUUGGUUGUUGAUGUUGGAUGUUUGUUUGGGGGGUGUUUGUGGUGUUUGGGGGGUGUGUUGGAUUUAAUGAUUUUGUUAGAAUGUGGUUUGGGGGUAGGGGUUAUGAGGAGGGGGGGUGUGUGGUUUAUUUGGUGUGGGGGUUUUUUGGGGUUAGGGUGUGGUGGGGUAAAUAUGGGUAUGGGGGGGUGGGGUUAUAUUGGGGUGGAGAUAGAAGGGGUGAAUUUGGUGGGGGUGGAGAUUAGGUGGUGUUUGGGUGUUUGUUGGUGGGUGGUGAAGGGGGUGGUGGUGGGGUUGUUUGUAGUGAAUAGGGGUUGGGGAAGGGGAUGGAUAGGUGGGGAGGUGAUGGUGGUGGGGGAGGAUGAGGGGAGAGGGUGGGGGGGGGGUUGGGGGGGGGGGGGGGUGGUUUUUGAUUUGGUUGGGGGGUGGUGUAUAUGGAUGGGGGGUUUUUUUGUGGAUGUGGGGGGUGUUUUAAUUGGGUGUUGUUGGUGGUGUUUGUGGGGGGGGGGGGGGGUGGGGGGGUGUUUUUUGGUGAGGGGUUGGGGUGAUUUUUUGGUUGUUGGGGUUUAUUGGGUGGAGGGGUGUGGGGGUUUUUUGGGUUGGUUGGUGUGUGUGGGGUUUUUUUGGUGGUGGGUUUGGGGGGGGGGGGUUUGGUGUUGGUUGUGGUGGGGUGGUUUGGGGGUUUUUGGGUGGGGUGGUUUGUGGGGUGGGUGGUGGGGGGGGGGAGGGGGGUGGGGGGGGUGUGUGUUGGUGGGGGUUUGGGUGUGGGGUGUUUUGGUGUGGGGGGUUGGGUUUUGUUUUUGGGGUGUGGGGGGUUGUGGGGUGGGGGGGGUGGGGGGGGGGUUUGGUGGGGUGUGGGGGGUGUGUGGUGGUGGUUGGGGGUGGGGGGGGUGGGGGUGGUGUGUGUGGUGGGGGGGGGGUGGGUGGGUUGGGGUUGUGGGGGGGGGUGGGUGGGGUGGUUUUUUUGGUGGUUUUUGUUUGGGGGGGGUUGGGGGGUGUGUUGGGUUUUGGGGGGGGUUUGGGGGGGUGGGUGUUUUUGUGGUUGGUUGGUGUAUGGGUGUGUGUUUGGGGGGGUUGUUUUUUGAUUUGGGUUGGGUGUUUGUGUUGGUGUUGGUUGUGUUGUUUGUGGGAAGGGUUUGUUGGGGUUUGUUGAUUGUGUUGGUGGUGUGGUGUGGUUGUGUAUUUGUUUUGGGGGGGGGGGGUUUGGGUGUUUUGGUGUUUGAUUUUGGUGUUUGUUGUGGUGUUUUUGGGUUUUUUUGUGGGUGGGUUGGGAUGGGUGUGGAGGGGGUAUGUGGUGGGGGGGGGGUGUUUGUUGGGGGUUGGGGGGUGGGUGGUAGGGGUGUUGGGAUUGAUGUGGGUAUGGGGGGGGGGGGGGGGGGGGGGGGGGGGGGGGGGGGGGGGGGGGGGGGAUGGUGGUGGUGGAGUUAUUGGGGGGGGGGGUUGGAGUUGAGGGGAGGGGGGGGGGAGUUGGGUAUGGAGGGGGAUGGUGAUGUGGUUUGGGGGGUUGGGGGUGGGGUGUGGGGGGUGGGGGGGGGGGGGGGGUGGUGGGGGGGGGGGGUGGGGGGGGAAUGGAUUGGUUUAUGUUUUAAUUUUGGGUUUUGUGUUUUUUUGGUUGUUUUUGGUUGGGGGGGGUGGUGUGGUGGGGGGGUGUGUGUUGGGGAUUUGUAUUGGGUUGGAGAUGGGGGGUUUUUAGUGGUUUGGGUUUGGUUGGUGGUGUGGUUGGUUGUGUUUGGGGUUUAUGGUGGUGUGGUGGGGGGUUGGGGGGGGUGGGUGUGUGUGUUUUUGUUAUGGUUGGGGGGUUUUUUUGUUUGUUAUGUUUGUUUGUAUUUUGUUUUGGGGUGUUUUGUUUUGUGGGGGUUUGUUGUUGUGGGGUGUGGUGGUUGUUGUGGGUGUGUUUUGGUUUGUGGUGUGUUUGUGGUGUUUGUGGUUGGUUUUUGGUUGGUGGGGGGGGGGUGUUGGUUUGGUGUUGUUGGGGUAUUUUUGGAGUGUGGUUGGGGUUAUUGUAGUAUUGUGGUUGUUUGGGGUUUUGGUGUUGGGUUUGGGGUUGUUUUGGAGGGGGGGUGUGGUUGUUUUGUGGGGGUGGGGUGUUUGGUUGUGGGUGGUGUGGGGUUAGGUGGGGUUGUGUUGUUUGGGGGUGUUGGGUGGGGGUUGUUGUGUGGGGGUGUGGUGUGGGGGGGUGUGUUGGUUGGGUUUUUGGUGGGGUUUGUUGGGGGGGGUGGUGUGGGUUUGGGUUUUGUGGGGUGUGUUGGGGGUUGGGGGGUGGUGGGUUGGUGGGUUUUUUGGGUUGUGGGGGGUGGUUGGGUGGUGGGUUUGUUUGUGUUGGGGUUGGGUAUGUUUUUGUUUGUGGGGGGGUUUGUUUGUUUUUUGGUUGGUGGUUUGUUUGGUUUUGGGGGGGUUUUUUGUUUUGGGGGGGGUGGUGUUGGGGUUGAUUUUUGUGUUUGGGUGUUAGGUUUUUGUGGUUUUUGUGGUUUGUGGGUGGGGGUGGUUGGUGUGGGGGGUGGGGUGUUUUUUGUUGGGUUUUGUGGUUUAAAGGAGUGUUGUAGGGUUUUUUUUGUUGGUGUUUGUGGGGGUGUUUUGUUUUUGGUUGGGUUUUUUUUGGGUGUUUGUUGGGUGUUUUGGUUGUUUGGGGUGGGUUUUUUUUGGUGGUUUGUUGUAUUGGGUUGUGGGGGGGGGGUAUUUUUUUUGUUGUUUUUUUGGGUGGUGUUGUGUUUGGGUGUUGUUGGGUUGGUGGUUUUUUGGGGUGUGUUUGUGAUGGGUGUGUUGUUGGUUUGUUUUUGUGAUUUGUGGGUUGUGUUGUGGUGUGGGGUUUGGUUUUUGGGGGUUUGUUGUUUGGUUGUUGUUGGUUGUGUGGUUGGUUGUUGGGGUUUUUGUUUGUUUUUUGUUUUAGUGUUUUUGGUGUUUGGUGUUUUUGGGUUUGUGUUGUUUUUUUGGUUUGUGGGUUGUGUGUUUGAUGGUGUUUUUGGGUGGGGUUGGUUUUUUUGUGUUGAUGUGGGGGGGGUUGUUUUGUGGUUGGGGUGGGUUGGGAUGUGUGUGGUAUUUGGGGGGAUGUGGGGUGGGGUUGUUGUGUAUUGUUUGUUUGUUGUUGGGUGGGGGUUGGGGUUUGGGGUUGUUGUUUGUGGUUGUGGGUGGUGUGGGUGUGUUGGAUUUGUUGUGGUGUGUGGUUGUGUGUGUGGUGGUUUGUGGGGUUUGGUGGGGUUUAGUUGUGUGGGUAUUGUGAUGGGGUUGUUUUUUGGGGGGUUUUUGUAUUGUGUGGUGGUGGGGGGGGGGUGGGUGGUUGAUGGGUGGGGUGGGUUUUUGGGGGUGGGUGGGUUGUGGUGUUGGUGGUUGUGUUUGGUUGGUUGUUUUUGUUGUGUUGGGGGUUGUUGUUUGGAGUUUGGGGGUGGGUGUGUUUUGGGGUUGGGUUGGUGUGUGGUUUGUUUUGGGGUGGUUUGGUUUGUUGUUGGGGUUUUAUUGUGUUGGGGGUUGGUUGGGUGUUGGAUGGGGGUUGGUGGGGGGUGGGGGUGA